CAUAACGACAUGACGGACUGUUAUGUUUUCAGUAGCAACCGUUACUCUGGACUGAAUAAAGUCAUCGUAAAAGACUGAAAUAUGUCCACUCUGCUCGAUGAGACAUCAGCUGAUGUCCCGGUUAGAGACAUCACAGUCAACCUGUCCCGACUUGCAGCUGGUUCUCAAGACUCGUCGCUGCAUCAAAAUGCUCGGGCACGACAGGACAUCUCACGGGUGUCCAGGGAGGAGCUGGAGGAUCGGUUCCUGCGCCUCCAUGAGGAGACCCUGGUCCUCAAACAGCACAUUCACAAACAGGAUGACAAGAUCAAGAAGUGA
Molecule: messenger RNA, 318 nt
Organism: Seriola dumerili (greater amberjack)
Lineage: Eukaryota; Metazoa; Chordata; Actinopteri; Carangiformes; Carangidae
Product: protein fantom-like
Exons: 3
Coding region: 82-318 (78 amino acids)
Biological process (GO): non-motile cilium assembly; retinal rod cell development
Cellular component (GO): photoreceptor connecting cilium
Source: RefSeq, a predicted model, not a curated record